AAGUUUCGGUUUCGGCCCAGGAGAAAAUAAUUAAAUAUUAGUAUUAGUGCUUUCUCAUUAUAGUCUCCCUGAUGUCGUUUCCUUCGUCGUAGAAGCUUCGCGGGGUGAAACUCAUGUCCCUCUCGAGAGGCCUGCCUGAAUAUGGAAUUUUCCAUGGCAUCGAGAGGGGCUACCACGAGGAUGGAGGGUGGGAACCACGUAGGUCGUGAGGGAGAGGCGACGACCGAGUAAGUGGUACUGGAACGCAGUGGAUGGAGGUUCCCGGAAGGAGCGGACGACGACGGCGGAGCUGGGGGAGGAGCGUUGGGGAGGAGCGUGGGCGGGCAACGGGUAGAGGAGACGAGACGAGAGGAGGAGCAGCGGCAGCAGGAGCCGCAGACGAGGACGAAGGCGAGGACGGGGAAACGCGGGGCCAUUGACGGAGGGAGCGAGGGAGGGGAGGGAGCGAAGCCAUCGUCGAGGGAAAUUAAGCUUAAAGCUCGCGGCACGAGGCGCAGGAGCAGCAACAGCUGCUGCCACUGAUAAGAAUCUUGAUCCGUACUCUCUUGCACGCUCGGGAAUCGAUUCCUCGCUCGAGUCGGAGGAUCAAGGAGGAAAAGAAUUGUCUAAUCGUAACGGGCAGUGCGCUUUCUCCGUGCACGCGGUCUGGACGUUUUCUUCACGUCAGCUCAGAUUUGCGCCUGGACAGUCCGUUGACAUUGGAAACUUGGUCCGCGGUGGAUCUUGAAGAAGGGGAGCAGGAAACUGAAGAGCUUGCGGAAGAAUUCGGAUUGUGAUAGAAGUGUACGAUUGAAGCACUGGUGCUCUGAGCUUUGUCAGAUCUCGAACCACUCUGCAAGGCAGGUCGAAAGUCGACUGCGGUGGGUUGCAGGGAAGUAACCGGCGGUGAUCAUCGCGCGGAAGGAAUUAUCGAAGUUAGAAUCACUUCAAAAGGAAGGGGAAUUGUUACGUUGUGUAGCACAAACAGGUUCAGGCAGCACGGAGCGCAUCAACCUUUUAUUCUCUGUAUCGCCAAAAUCCUGGGUUUUCCUCGCGGAAUAAUUGCAUAUCUCAAGCAGAACCCCAUCUUGGAAUCAAAGGGCUGAUAGUAUGGGCGGCGGCCAAUCGCGCGUGAAGCCUCCCGCGCCUGAGUUCGAUACAUCAAGGCCUGUCCCAUCAGCUUCACGGCUGAACCGACGUUUCUCGAGGAAAUUUUCGUACAUAUCUGAUCAAUAUCAAUCCCUCGAACAGGUCACAGAAUCUCUAUCGAACGCCGGUCUAGAAUCGUCAAACCUGAUCCUGGGGAUUGACUUCACCAAGAGCAAUGAGUGGACUGGAAAGCAGUGCUACAAUGGGCGUAGCCUUCACGCAAUUGGAGAGCACUAUAAUCCUUACGAAUCUGCCAUAUCCAUUAUCGGUCGAACAUUGUCACAAUUCGACGAAGACAACCUGAUACCAUGUUUUGGCUUCGGAGAUGUUUCAACCCAUGAUCACUUUGUGUUUAGCUUCUACGAAGAUCAGCGUCCAUGUCACGGUUUCGAGGAAGCGCUUCAUAGAUACCGACAGUUGGUGCCUUGUCUUCGCCUUGCUGGACCUACAUCUUUCGCCCCAAUCAUCGACGCAGCCGUGGGCAUCGUGGAGGAAAGUGGUGGUCAAUAUCAUGUGCUUGUCAUCGUUGCGGAUGGGCAGGUCACAAGGAGUGUCGAGACAGGACCUGGAAAACUCAGUGCUCAGGAGAAAGCGACUAUUGAUGCAAUUGUGGCAGCCAGUGACCACCCACUGUCAAUCAUACUGGUUGGUGUCGGUGAUGGACCUUGGGAUAUGAUGCGGGAAUUUGAUGACAAUAUCCCAGCCCGCGCAUUUGACAAUUUUCAGUUUGUGAACUUUACGGAUAUCAUGUCGAGAGGUUUGCCGAUGGAACAGAGGGAAGCAAAGUUCGCCCUGUCUGCAUUGAUGGAGAUCCCACAACAGUUUAAAGCAACUCAAGAGCUCAAAUUGUUGGGGCGACGUAUGGGACGAACUCAACACAAUCCGCCUCUUCCUCCACCUCAAGCAGUGUUACACGCAGAUUCCCAAUUACGUUCUGGUUAUGCCCAGCCUGGUGGCUACACUCAGUCAGGAAGCUUCGCUUACAACCCAGGCGUUUCGAGGGCCGUUCCGCCUUACGCGUCUGUUGAUACUUAUCCUCCCAAGAACACGUCGCCGCCCGAUUACAUGAAUUUACCACCACAUCAAUACCCACCUCGCGCAUCAGCUUAUACUUACCCCCCUCAACAAAGUAGAGUACCUGAAGUUCCAAAGGAACAGAACGAAGAGCAGACACGGUGUCAAGUUUGCUACUCGAACAAAAGAGACAUGGCUUUCGGUUGUGGACAUCAGACGUGCCAAGAAUGUGGAAGGACCUUGCAAGACUGUCCUUUUUGUCGAAAGAAGAUCGCAACCAGGAUCAGACUUUUCAUUUAGUUGUUUUGUUAUGGAGUUGUGGUCUUGACCUGCAUCAGGAUUGUUGGGUUCAACUUUGUACACUAUCUCUCACAACAGGAAAGGGCCAUGCACAUUUGUCUUCGUGAAGUAGUCAUAGUUCGGGUGGCUUCAGACCUAAACACAAUUGGCACAGGUGAUAUUGAUCAUGAUUGCUGACGCUUAGGAUCGAAUUUGAUUCUGUUGAGCAGUACCUUCAGUUCUGCCUCUUAUUGAGGCAGCAAAUUGUAGCUACUACGCCCAGGUAGAGUUGUAGCUUAGUUGGUGAGUUGUAAAUUAUUAAAUUAUAGAUGAAAAUCCCGAGCUUUGACAUUCGAAGAAUUUGAGUCCAUUUAUGAGCGAAGGUAGGCUUCGACCAUCAUUAAAUCAGCACGCCUUCAGAAUUCCUCAGCUUGACUUGGAAACUUCAACUACCAAAUGUUCUCUCUUUGAGGAGGUGAAACUUUCGGUCCUGAUAUCAGCGAGUAGAGUGCCAUUACUCUCGCGGCACUCCCGCGGUCGACAUGUAAUUAUUGCCACUAUCAAACAGUGUUUCUAGUUGGGAGGAUGAGAAAAAGAUUUCGACUAUUCACGU
Messenger RNA from Marchantia polymorpha subsp. ruderalis, 3034 nucleotides. Lineage: Eukaryota; Viridiplantae; Streptophyta; Marchantiopsida; Marchantiales; Marchantiaceae. The record is from the annotation of a GenBank genome assembly.